Molecule: messenger RNA, 1026 nt
Organism: Aureobasidium vineae
Lineage: Eukaryota; Fungi; Ascomycota; Dothideomycetes; Dothideales; Saccotheciaceae
Source: the annotation of a GenBank genome assembly
AUGUCAGAGGCCGAUGCCAGUGCAGCCGGGCCUCUGAACGAACCCGCACCCAGUCACAGCCCAUCCGUAUCCGCAACCGCAUCGACACCUACCUCGACCCAAGCACAGCAGCCCUCGCCCAACUUUGUUGCUCCCAGCGACUACCUACGGCCUCGCGAAAGGGCCCAUGGCUCGAAGUCACGGGGCCCCAUGACACCCCUCGACCACGAGCAGCUCGAUGGCCUANGCAUCGUCUCUGCUCCGCUCUGGGACUCCAAGACGUCGACUUUCGCUGGCCUCUUGACCACCUCGGACUACAUCAACGUUAUUCAAUACUACUGGCAGAACCCUGAUGCCCUCGCCCAAGUCGAUCAGUUCCGUCUCAACAGUCUUCGCGACAUCGAAAAAGCCAUUGGUGUACAGCCCAUCGAGACAGUCUCGGUACAUCCUCUCCAAUCUCUAUACACGGCCUGUCGUCGCAUGCUCGAGUCUCGUGCUCGUCGUAUCCCUCUUGUCGACAUCGAUGACGAAACACAACGCGCCAUGAUAGUCAGCGUCUUGACUCAGUAUCGCAUCCUCAAGUUCGUCGCUGUCAACGUCAAAGAUACCCAGAACUUGCGCAAGCCCCUGCGAGACAUUGACUGCGGCACCUAUGGCGACCUGCAAACAGCCACAAUGGAGACCCCUGUCAUGGACGUCAUUCACUUGCUUGUUAAGUACAGCAUAUCGAACGUCCCCAUUCUGGACAGUGACGGCGGCGUUGUCAAUGUCUUCGAAGCGGUCGAUGUCAUAUCACUUAUUAAGGGUGGUGUAUAUGAUGACCUGAACUUGACAGUCGGUGAAGCUUUGUUAAAGCGCUCAGAGGAUUUCCCUGGUAUUUUCACUUGUACCCUCAACGACCGCCUGGACUCCAUCUUUGACACUAUUCGGAAAUCCCGCGUCCAUCGCUUCGUCGUGAUCGAUGAGGACAAGAAACUCAAAGGCCUGCUUACCUUGAGUGACAUCUUAGAAUAUGUACUUCUUGAAGGCGAAGGAGAUGAGUUAUGA